GCGGCGGCGGCGGCCCGCGGCCCAACGGGCAGACCAAGCCUCUGCCGGCGCUGAAGCUGGCGCUGGAGUACAUCGUGCCCUGCAUGAACAAGCACGGCAUCUGCGUGGUGGACGACUUCCUGGGCAAGGAGACCGGCCAGCAGAUCGGCGACGAGGUGCGCGCCCUGCACGACACCGGCAAGUUCACGGACGGCCAGCUGGUCAGCCAGAAGAGCGACUCGUCCAAGGACAUCCGAGGCGACAAGAUCACCUGGAUCGAGGGCAAGGAGCCCGGCUGCGAGACCAUCGGGCUGCUCAUGAGCAGCAUGGACGACCUGAUCCGCCACUGCAACGGGAAGCUGGGCAGCUACAAAAUCAAUGGCCGAACGAAAGCGAUGGUUGCUUGUUACCCAGGCAACGGAACGGGGUAUGUGCGUCACGUUGACAACCCGAACGGGGACGGAAGGUGUGUGACGUGCAUUUACUACCUGAACGAAGGCUGGGACGCCAAGGUAAGUGGAGGUAUACUUCGAAUUUUUCCAGAAGGCAAAGCCCAGUUUGCUGACAUUGAACCCAAAUUUGAUAGACUGCUGUUUUUCUGGUCUGACCGCCGCAACCCUCACGAAGUGCAGCCAGCAUACGCUACCAGGUACGCAAUAACUGUUUGGUAUUUUGAUGCAGAUGAGAGAGCGCGAGCUAAAGUGAAAUAUCUCACAGGCGAAAAGGGCGUGAGGGUCGAACUGAAUAAACCUUCGGAUGCGAUCGGCAAAGACGUCUGAUAAAGAGACCUUGACCCAGCGAUGCCCCACUUCGCCUACGGCGAUCGCCGACACUGUCCUUAACUCGUGGCUGCAAAUAAACGGGACAGCCCGUUGGCAUUCGAAUAAGGAAAAAGAAACAAGUUUUUUGUGUUGCAUCAGGAAGGAGAUUGUGACUGUGUGGCUUUCACUGCAUGACCGACUCCAAACCCGCGGUCGCUCAUGGGAAGCAUAUAAGCUAUCAACUGAAAGUGGUAUCUACAUCUGGACAUUGGAAAAAAGUGCCCUGGGUAGAAUUUUUUCAUUCUUAUAUUUUGUCAGAUCUGUCAUCUAGCUGAGUUCAUUUCAUCUCUCCCUUUUUUAUAUAGUCAAGUUCGAAUUUGAAGUAAUUUUUGUAUGAUCAGGUACAAUUUAUCAAAACUGAAUUGAGAAAAAAUUACUCAAGUAUUAUUCCCCAAAAUAGCAUCAAUCUAUUUUUGUAAACCUCUUCGUACUAUUAAAUUUCACCCUAAAAGACCUUUUGUAAUGAUCGUUGCCAGUGACCGAUGCCUGCUUUAAUUUUCUUUUUAUUUAAAACGAGGGCACUUUACCUGCCAGCAGGAAGACCAGACCGCCGCGGUCCUGCGUCACGCCGAUUCGAGCUCUGGAAGAUCGCUGCUGUCGCCGUCUUGACAUCGUUAAUGAUGAAGCAUAACAGUAAAAUCACCACCGUUCUCCUACCAGUAACUUUCAGUUCAUGUUUCAUGAGCAAAAACAGGAAGACGGUUUCGGCCGAAGUUUCUCAAAGAGCCACAGUGACUGGCGCUGGGUGGACUUGCGGGUCGUCGGCACGGGGUCCCGGGGCGCAGGGCCCUCGGCCGCCACGCGCGCCCGGUCCUCACGCUCACCCCUUCGCGUCCCGUCCGGCUGCUGGCACUUCAGGUUUCGCGCUUAGGUUUUCCCGCCCCGGACCCGUCCGGUCCCAGGGACGGCAUUGGGGAGCGGUGCAGGACUCGCCCCGGCACCGGGAGACGUGCGUUCAGCUUAAACAAAACAAAACAAAACAAAAACGAAAGAAGCAAAAAAUAAGAUAAUUUUAUUUUUACGUGUUAGGAGUUUUCUUUCUUACUUUCCAGAAAAGGAGGGACUGUUGCAGACUCACGCGGCCUCCCAGACUCCGUUCCGGGCGUCGUGGACUGCGGGUCCCCGGGGCGCGCGCGGCCGUGUGAGGCCUCGCCCGCCGCAGCUUCCCGUCUCCGCCCUUGAUCUUUGCCAAAACGACGUGAGCGCACAGAGGCGUUUCUGUGUGUCUCACCUCGGGACCGUUUUCGCACUUGCAGAGUUCGUGUUCAGUUAGAGACCUUUUCCAUGGACAGCUCAGUGAUUGUUAUCAAAAGAUGGCCACGUUCGUGUAAAACACGGACCCCAGCCAGUGGCCCGGACGGCGGGGACGCGCGGGCCGGGAUCGGACGCGCAGCGCCGCGCUCUCGCGUAGGAGAACCGGGGACACCACCGUCCUUUACUCGCGCUUUUCCUGGGCGUUCAGCCUCGUCCCGGAUGAUACGACGCGACGUCUCUGCAGCCUGUGUCGCCACCAGCCCGGCCUGGGAGCACGAGCCGCCGCGCCGUCCGGUCCGCCGUGCGGCGCGGCCGCUUUAGACGCCGGCGGAAACUGUUGCGUGGCUGGGAGGCUGGCCUCGCCGCGGGGUGCAGAAGCCGCCGUUUAACCCGGGAGCCCGUGUCCGUCACCCGAGCAGUGCCGCUCCCCCGUCUGGGGCUGUCCUGGCGAACAGGUCCUGCGUUUUGUGUUUUUUGGGAAAGUCUGUAUAACGUCUUGGAGAUCAUUGUGAAAAGGGUGGCGAAAUCAGAUCGCCCCCUCUUCCGCGUCUGCUUACAAUCUGUUCACUUCACGUUGGUGCCACCGGUACCUUGUCAGCAAGCAGAACUCUGUUCAACACAAAAUUUGAAAUUAUUUGUGGCCUAAAUGCGUUUAAUCCUGGUUAAAGAUAAAGCUUCUAAUGCUGUCUUUAUUCAACACAUUAACCAGCUGUACAGUACAGACCUUUAUCAACAGCAGGCAACGCGUUUCGGGGUGCGCGUCCGGACAGGCUGGAAGGUCGUGUCAUGUUCUGUCAUGAGCGCUCCAGCUGCUUGUAAAGCUAAUCUCAUUAAAACGAUGCAUAAACGUCCUUGGAAA
Molecule: messenger RNA, 2913 nt
Organism: Pteropus alecto (black flying fox)
Lineage: Eukaryota; Metazoa; Chordata; Mammalia; Chiroptera; Pteropodidae
Gene: EGLN1
Product: egl-9 family hypoxia inducible factor 1
Exons: 6
Coding region: 84-758 (224 amino acids)
Biological process (GO): cellular response to hypoxia; peptidyl-proline hydroxylation to 4-hydroxy-L-proline
Cellular component (GO): nucleus; cytoplasm
Molecular function (GO): L-ascorbic acid binding; peptidyl-proline 4-dioxygenase activity; ferrous iron binding
Source: RefSeq, a predicted model, not a curated record